Molecule: messenger RNA, 546 nt
Organism: Colletotrichum chrysophilum
Lineage: Eukaryota; Fungi; Ascomycota; Sordariomycetes; Glomerellales; Glomerellaceae
Exons: 1
Coding region: 1-546 (181 amino acids)
Source: RefSeq, a predicted model, not a curated record
AUGCUCUCCAACCUCAUCAACCUUGUCCCAAUGGCCCUCUUCGGCGGGGCCUUGGCAGCCCCCAGUCCCAUCGACCCAGCGGUGCGCGUCUGCUACGCGACGGAGACGCCCAGCCAGCUGUGUUAUACCGCACCUGACAACAUCCCGCAAGACGUCCUCGUUGAGGACGUCCAGUUUAUUGCGUCCUACCUGCGCUCGUACGGUGCCCAGAUCAGGACCGGCCGCCUCUUCAACAUGGCGGCUGCCGACGCGCCCGAUUGCGGCGAGUGGCUCGUCUACGCCCACGGCACCGCGCAGGCCUUCGCCAAGCACAUCAACAACACCGUCAACUCGAGCGUGCUCUUUGCUGACAUCGCCACCACCAUCGACGGCGGCGUCGGUGCCAGCGAGGCCCAGAUUGCUGCCUCCCUGCUUGGGUGCGGCACCGACGGCGGGUCGCUCGGGGUGCUCGUCAACACCGCCAACCCGACUUACUCGGGCUCGACCUACCCUGCCGGCUAUGUCACCGACGGCAUCAUCAUCAAGAUUGUGGCUUCGGGAGCGUAA